AUGGCGCCAAAUGCUCUCUACUCUGUUCCCGCAUUCCGCAUCCUCACCAUACUCCUCCUUCUACUGCCCCCAAUCUCCGCCGCUCAUGACUACCACGACGCCCUCCGCAAGAGCAUUCUCUUCUUCGAGGGACAACGCUCUGGCAAACUCCCCUCCGACCAGCGCCUCCGGUGGCGCAGUGACUCUGCAUUGCACGAUGGUGCCACAGCCGGAGUGGACUUGAGCGGAGGGUACUACGACGCGGGAGACAACAUAAAAUUCGGGUUUCCGAUGGCGUUCACGACGACGAUGUUAUCGUGGAGCGUGAUAGAUUUCGAGAAGAGCUUGGGGGCAGAGCUAGGGAACGCGCUGAGGGCGGUGAGGUGGGGAACGGAUUAUCUUCUGAAAGCGACGGCGAAGGUUGGGGCGGGGGUGGUGUUCGUUCAGGUGGGUGACCCUUACUCCGACCAUAACUGCUGGGAGAGGCCCGAAGACAUGGAUACGUUGCGCACGGUUUACAAGAUCGAUGGGUCCCACCCUGGCUCUGACGUGGCAGGAGAAACUGCCGCUGCUCUUGCCGCUGCUUCCAUCGUCUUCAGAUCACGUGACCCCUCCUACUCUACACUGCUCCUCAAUCGAGCCGUUGCGGUGUUUCAGUUUGCUGACAGGCAUCGUGGUGCAUACAGUAACAGCCUGCGCCGUGCAGUGUGCCCGUUUUACUGCGACGUCAAUGGUUACCAGGACGAGCUGCUGUGGGCAGCUGCGUGGUUGCACAAGGCCUCACGUAGGCGUCAGUACAGAGAAUACAUUGUGAGGAACGAGGUGGUGUUGAGGGCCGGGGACACCAUUAAUGAGUUCGGUUGGGAUAACAAGCAUGCUGGGAUUAAUGUUCUCAUCUCCAAGGAGGUUUUAAUGGGAAGAGCAAACUAUUUUGCGUCGUUCAAACAAAACGCCGAUGGAUUUAUCUGUUCAACAUUGCCUGGAAUCUCUCACCCUCAAGUUCAAUAUUCCCCAGGUGGGCUUAUCUUCAAGGCUGGUGGAAGUAACAUGCAGCAUGUAACAUCCUUGUCUUUCUUGCUCCUUGCUUAUUCUAACUACCUAAGCCACGCCAAUAAGGCGGUGCCAUGUGGCGAGACUACUGCCACCCCUGCUUUACUCAAACACCUUGCCAAACGCCAGGUGGACUACAUUCUCGGAGAUAACCCAUUGGGAAUGUCCUACAUGGUCGGAUAUGGGGCACACUACCCGCAGAGGAUACACCACCGGGCCAGUUCUCUUCCCGCAGUGGCGGCCCACCCAGCCCACAUUGGCUGCAAAGCUGGAUCUCAAUAUUUCUUUAGCCCUAAUCCCAACCCCAAUGUGUUGGUUGGAGCCGUAGUGGGUGGGCCCACCAAUAACACAGAUUCAUUCCCAGAUUCCAGGCCCUUCUUUCAGCAAUCUGAGCCCACUACAUAUAUCAAUGCCCCUCUGGUGGGCCUCCUCGCUUUCUUUUCAACUCACUCCUGA
Abrus precatorius (Indian licorice) is the source of this 1485-nucleotide messenger RNA. Its product is annotated as endoglucanase 8. The coding region runs from base 1 to 1485 and encodes 494 amino acids. The transcript is spliced from 7 exons. The record is from RefSeq and is a predicted model, not a curated record. NCBI's taxonomy places the organism in Eukaryota, Viridiplantae, Streptophyta, Magnoliopsida, Fabales, Fabaceae. Gene Ontology annotation, molecular function: hydrolase activity, hydrolyzing O-glycosyl compounds. Gene Ontology annotation, biological process: carbohydrate metabolic process.